Priapulus caudatus is the source of this 1693-nucleotide messenger RNA. RefSeq names its product medium-chain specific acyl-CoA dehydrogenase, mitochondrial-like. Gene Ontology annotation, cellular component: mitochondrion. Gene Ontology annotation, molecular function: medium-chain fatty acyl-CoA dehydrogenase activity; flavin adenine dinucleotide binding. The record is from RefSeq and is a predicted model, not a curated record. Gene Ontology annotation, biological process: medium-chain fatty acid catabolic process; fatty acid beta-oxidation. The coding region runs from base 171 to 1430 and encodes 419 amino acids. The transcript has 13 exons. Lineage: Eukaryota; Metazoa; Priapulida; Priapulimorpha; Priapulimorphida; Priapulidae.
AAGUUAUUGCUGUCUAGACUGGUUAACUCUGCUGAGGGGUCUUUGCUCAUAACUCAACAUUUAAUACAAUAUUAGCGAAAUGAAGGAGAGCGGCGCCCGUCUUGAGACUGUGGAUGAACCUUCUACCCUGCUGAGCACGUACAAGAAGACUAGAAGACGAACCAGAAAAAAUGGCACUGCUUAAAAGGUUGGUACAUCUUGGUUCCAGACAUCAUGGCUUGUCAGCUCGCCGGUGUUGUGUGACUAAGGCUGCUGUGGCUGGUUUUGGCUUUGAUUUCACGGAGGAACAGAAAGAGUAUCAAAAUUUAUCUCGAAAAUUUGCCAGAGAAGAAAUUAUUCCUCAAGCUGGAGACCUUGACAGGUCGGGUGAAUAUCCGUGGGAUCUCCUGAAAAAAACUUGGAACCUUGGCCUUAUCAAUACUCACAUUCCAGAGGAAUAUGGUGGGCUUGGUCUCGGCACUUUUGAUGGCUGCAUGAUAACUGAGGAACUUGCAUAUGGUUGUAGUGGUGUACAGACUGCUAUUGAAGCCAACACACUAGGCCAAAUGCCUGUGAUUCUCGCUGGUAACGAUGCACAAAAGAAAAAAUACCUUGGAAGGAUGAUGGAGGAGCUUCUAAUGUGUGCGUACUGUGUCACGGAACCUAACACUGGGUCAGACGUGGCAGGAGUCAAAACUCGAGCAGAGAAGAAAGGGGAUGAAUACAUUCUGAACGGACAGAAAAUGUGGAUCACAAAUGGCGGCCACGCAAAUUGGUACUUUGUUCUCGCACGAACAAGCAGCGAUCCGAAGGCCUCUGCUGGGAAAGCGUUCACGGGUUUCAUCGUGGAACGAGAGACACCUGGUGUGAUUCUUGGCAAGAAGGAAUGGAACAUGGGGCAGCGUUGUUCUGACACCAGAGGUAUCACAUUUGAAGAUGUUAGAGUGCCAAAAGAGAAUCUAUUAGGAUCUGAAGGAGUGGGAUUCAAGGUUGCAAUGGGAGCAUUUGACAAGACACGUCCUCCAGUAAGUGCAGCAGGUGCUGUGGGCCUAGCUCAGAGAGCACUGGAUGAAGCAACGAAAUAUGCAUUAGAGAGGAAAACAUUUGGUAAAGUCAUCGCUGAGCACCAAGCUAUAUCAUUUAUGCUUGCUGAGAUGGCAAUAGGGAUUGAAACUUCUCGAUUGGCCUACCAGAGGGCAGCAUGGGAGGUGGAUCAAGGCAGACGCAACACGUACUAUGCGUCUAUUGCCAAGGCUCUGUCAGCGGAUGUGGCGAACAAGGCAGCGACGGAUGCUGUGCAGAUAUUCGGCGGAAACGGAUUUAAUAGCGAAUAUCCCGUCGAGAAGUUGAUGAGAGAUGCAAAGAUCUACCAGAUCUACGAGGGAACAGCACAGAUCCAACGUGUGAUCAUUGCACGAGAACAUCUGGCUAGUGCACAACAGCAACGAUGAAUCACACGUCUGUGCACAGUCGAGUUUCCCAGUUCAUGUUGCGUUUCCGGGAAGAGGAGAAUUUCUAAAUUAGAAGUAAAAUGUCAACACUAUAUAUGAAGCAUAUUGAAUAGAUUAUCUUCUAUGUGUUCUAAUGAUGUCUUUUGUAAUCAGCAGGGAAGUAAUGUAUAUAUACUGUGCCUGCAAGGCUUGGUUGUUUCUGAGCACUUGUAUGAUUUCUUAUGGUGUGAAGUAUUUCUAAUGAAAUUGUGUCACAAGAAUUA